GGGCGAAUCAUUUUGUCCUCUGAGCAAAUUCACAAGUCAUGAGAAAGGACGCAAGUGUGAUGUCCGAUUCUUAAGUCGUGCAGGAAUAGAUCUUGGUGAAUGGGAGUUUGCUGCCGAAACAGCUCUAAAUAAAGCAGUUGGAGAUCGUUGUCGCUCAGCUAGAAUCAAUCAAUCAAUAUUGAAUGGUCUGUUGAGCAGAAACUUAGCUGAUAAACAAGCAGAUACGAUCAAGGUUCCAUUUAUACAAAUUGCUGGCGUUUUCGGACAGCUGUUGGUAGAAGACAUGGUAAAUGGCUUUUACGUUGUUUUUCCCGGUUCAACAUUCGUGUUACCAACAAAAUUGGCUCACUUGGGAAAUUUAAAAUCAACAAUAAAUAUUUUUAACCAUGUAAUAGAAACAUGA
This is a messenger RNA of Acaulospora morrowiae, 403 nucleotides long. The record is from the annotation of a GenBank genome assembly. Lineage: Eukaryota; Fungi; Glomeromycota; Glomeromycetes; Diversisporales; Acaulosporaceae.